AUGGAGCCAAAUGAAGGCAAUAUAUUCCAAAGUCAGGCACAAACUAUGGCCAGGGCAAAUCCAAAAGUAGGGAAACCUCCAACAAGGCUACAAAAGAAAGCUCCAUCAUCUCUUGAAGUCAAUUACCACACUUCUUCUUCUUCUUCUUCUCCUCUUACUCCAAUCCCUCUUCUAUCACCGCUCAUUGUAUCUCCACGACCAUUGUUACAAGCAGCAGAAGAAUUCAGGUUCCCUGUAGUAGACGGUGAUAUUGAAAAAGGCGGCGACAACAAGAAAAUUGCUUCCUCAGUUUUUUUAAGUGUGGCUAAUGGGUACUCGGAGUCUUCAUCUUUGUUCGCAUUUUUCCAAUCUAAAUGUAUGCUCGUUGAUCAUGCAAAGUGA
Messenger RNA from Ricinus communis (castor bean), 381 nucleotides. RefSeq lists its product as uncharacterized. The coding region runs from base 1 to 381 and encodes 126 amino acids. The record is from RefSeq and is a predicted model, not a curated record. NCBI's taxonomy places the organism in Eukaryota, Viridiplantae, Streptophyta, Magnoliopsida, Malpighiales, Euphorbiaceae. The transcript has a single exon.